CGCCUCUCCCUCUGACGUCACUUCCUGCCUGGCUGUUCCUGUUCCCUUGGAGUAAAGGGGGUCCCUGGUCAAACUCUGCAGUUUGAUCCGCCAUUAAACACCAGCAGUAGAAGCAGCAGCGCUUCAGCGUCAGUAGCCCCUUCUGGAGUCUGUCCUCCCGGUUGACAGGCACGUGCCCAUCCAGACAAGUAACCCCUGGGAUACAGAAGGGACCUUUUAAGAGUGAAUAGAAAGUGCUAUUGAAAACUGGCAAUCUUUUCAUCAAAAGAAUCACACUCGGAAGACCCUGGCUGAAAGUAAACAACCAUGUUGUAUUAAAAGGAUAAAUAGUUGAAGAGAGCAAUUCAAAUGCCCACAGGGCAGGGCAGCCACCACCCACAUCCAUAUCCCAUCAAUCAUACUGGCUGGGAUGAAGAAAAAAUCAAAGAUGGAACAGCAAGACUCAGUUGACCCUGAGGUAGAAAGAGGCCCUGAUGCCAUCAAGACUGAGACCUGUACAGAGGAAUUUUCAGGGGAAAAUGUGCAGAAGAUCUUGGGGGAGAAUCCCCUCAGCUCAGAUGUGCAGCGCCAGCAGUUCCGGCAUUUCCGCUAUCAGGAGGCUGAGGGGCCCCGAGAGGCUUGCAGCCAACUCCACCUUCUUUGCUGUGAGUGGCUGAAGCCGGAGCGACACACAAAGAACCAGAUCCUGGACCUGGUGAUCCUAGAGCAGUUCCUGGCUGUCCUGCCCCCAGAGAUGGAGAGCUGGGUGAGGGAAUGUGGGGCCGAGACCAGUUCCCAGGCGGUGGCCCUGGCAGAAGGUUUCCUCCUGAGCCGGGCAGAGGACGAGAAGCAGGCAGAGCAGAAGGAACAGGGUCUCUGUGCAGAAAUAGGAACUGAUUUCCGUGAGGUAGAGAGGACUCCAUCGAACACCAGGCAGAGGCUGCUGGGUGAUGGAAUUAUGUCAGCAAGACCUACUAAAUCAUCUCCCCUUUCUGGUGGAGGAGAAGCUGUUGCUGUCACCCCAGAUCAGGAUCCAGUGUCUUUGGAGGAUGUGGCUGUGCAGUUCACGGGAGAGGAGUGGGCUUUGCUGAAUCCUGACCAGAGAGCUCUGCAUAGCGAAGUCAUGGAGGUGAUUUGUGGGACUCUGUCCUGUCCUGAAGAUGACAAGUGGAAAGCCAAGAAGAAGGGAGAACUAUGUGGAAAAGAGAGACGGGAAAGAGACAGAUCUGAACAGAGAAGGAAGCCUGAAGCAGAAGAGGAAAGGAGGAAUCAAUCUUGCACUUCUCAGGGCUACCAUAAAACUUCCAUCCGAGAAAAAAGUGAUAAAAGAAGCAAAGGAAGUAAAUAUUGUGGUUAUGUGAAAAGUCUCGGUUCCAAAAGAAAAUGGAAAGCCCAUGACAAAAAUCAGAAAGGGGAGAAACGAAAUAAACGCCUGGAAUGUGGAAAGGGCUUCAGUAGAAGUUCCUCUCUCACUUUGCAUCGAAGAAUUCACACUGGGGAUAAACCAUAUAAGUGCUUAGAAUGUGGAAAAAGCUUCACUGGGAAGGUAUCUCUCAUUGCCCACCAAACAAUUCACACUGGGGAGAAACCAUACAAGUGCUUAGAAUGUGGAAAAAGUUUCAGCUGGAAGGUAUCUCUCACUACCCAUCAACGAAUUCACACUGGGGGAAAACCAUAUAAAUGCUUUGAAUGUGGAAAGAACUUGAGUACCAAGAGAAGUCUCACUUCCCAUCAAACAAUUCACACUGGGGAGAAACCAUAUAAGUGCUUAGAAUGUAGAAAAAGUUUCAGCUGGAAGGCAUCUCUCACUACCCAUCAAAGAAUUCACACCGGGGGGAAACCAUAUAAAUGCUUUGAUUGUGGAAAGAACUUGAGCAGCACAAAAAGUCUCACUUUGCAUCAAAUGAUUCACACUGGGGAUAAACCAUAUAAGUGCUUAGAAUGCGGAAAAAGCUUCACUGGGAAGGUAUCUCUCACUGCCCAUCAAACAAUUCACACUGGAGAGAAACCAUAUAAGUGCUUAGAAUGUGGAAAAGGUUUCAGCUGGAAGGUAUGUCUCACUACCCAUCAAAGAAUUCACAGUGGGGGGAAUCCAUAUAAAUGCUUUGAAUGUGGAAAGAACUUAAGUAGCAAGAGAAGUCUCACUUCCCAUCAAACAAUUCACACUGGAGAGAAACCAUAUAAGUGCUUAGAAUGUGGGAAAAGUUUCAGCUGGAAGGUAUCUCUCACUACCCAUCAAAGAAUUCACACUGGGGGGAAACCAUAUAAAUGCUCAGAAUGUGGAAAGAACUUGAGUACCAAGAAAAGUCUCACUUUCCAUCAAACAAUUCACACUGGGGAGAAACCAUACAAGUGCUUAGAAUGUGGGAAAAGUUUCAGCUUAAAGGUAUCUCUCACUACCCAUCAAAGAAUUCACACUGGGGGGAAACCAUAUAAAUGCUCAGAAUGUGGAAAGAACUUGAGUACCAAGAAAAGUCUCACUUCCCAUCAAAGUAUUCACACUGGGAAGAAACCAUAUCAAUGCUCAGAAUGUGGAAAGAACUUGAGUAGCAAGAAAAUUCUUACUUCUCAUCAAAAAAUUCACACUGGGAAGAAAUCAUAUCAAUGCUCAGAAUGUGGAAAGAACUUGAGUAGCAAGAAUAUUCUCACUUCCCAUCAAAGAAUUCACACCGGGGAGAAACCAUAUAAGUGCUUAGAAUGUGGAAAAAGCUUCAGCUUCAAGGAAUACCUCAUUGCCCAUCAAAGAAUUCACACUGGGGAGAAACCAUAUAAGUGCUUAGAAUGUGGGAAAAGCUUCAGGUGGAAGGUAUCUCUCACUGCCCAUGAAACAACUCACACUGGGGAGAAACCAUAUAAGUGUUUAGAAUGUGGAAAGAACUUGAGUAGUAAGAAAAGUCUCAGUUCCCAUCAAAGAAUUCACACCGGGGAGAAAAAGCCUCACUAGGAAGGUUUCUCUCUCCAUCAAACAAUUCACACCGGGUAGACACCAUUUAAAUGCCUGGAAUGUGGAAAGAACUUCAGUAGAAAUUCCCAUCUCACUGCCCAUCAAAGAAUUCACACUAGGAAGAAACCAUAUAAGUGCUUCGAAUGUGGAAAGAGCUUCAGGUGGAAAAUCCAACUCGCUUCCCAUCAAAGACGUCACACUGGGGAAAAAACAUAUCAGUGCUUAGAAUGUGGAAAAAGCUUCACGUGCAAGAAAAAUCUUAACUUCCCAUUAAAAAAUUCACACAGGGAAGAAACCAUAAAAAAUGCCUGGAACGUGGAACGGGUGACAUGCCUAGAAUGUGGAAAUGGUGUGGUCUGUAUAAUCAGAGUAGUAGGCAGGGCUGUGGAGUCGGAGUUGUGGAGUCGGAGUCGGAAGCAAUUGUGGGUAGAGUCGGAGUCGGUAGAAAUGUACCGACUCCGACUUCAAAAUAAAUUUUGAUUGACAGAUUUUUUAAAAUAUAAAUUCAAAAUGUCAGAGAAGCUUCCCAUGAAGUCAGCUGUAGUUGAGCAUUUCACCAUAACUCAAGAUGGAAAACAUUUUGUGUGUCAGUGUAUGACACAGGACCCAGAUGAAGACAAAUGCUGUGAUGCCAAGAUCAGCGCAUAUUCAGGCAGCGAUAAAAAUGCUCCUAUGAGAGCUUCCAAUUUAAAAAGACAUUUACAGCCCUUUCCAGGGCUGUGGAGUUGGAAGCAAUUCUGGGUGGAGUCGGACAGUAGAAAAAUAGAGGAGUUGGAGCCAAAGGUUUGGCAUACCGACUCCACAGCCCUGGUAGUGGGCCCAGGAAAUGCUCCCAUUGUUCUUGACAGACGUGCUGUGGACUACAGCAAGAAGCUCACAGACCAUUUGUAGUCCACAGACCACAGUUUGGGAACCCUGUUCUAAAAGAUAAAAAUAAGGACUUCUACCAAUAAGAUAUUUGGGUCUGUUGAGGUGUAGUGGGCUGGCAGGCAAAACCUAGCGAAUAGCUGCCUGUAGGCAUGGGGGGGCCUGUAUUCCCCCCCCCCCAGCCUUGGGCUUCAAGAAGAGUCUAGCAUUUAGCUUCUUCCUAGCAGCUUGGAAAAUGGGAUCAAAUUGAUGGUCAAUGUCAGCAGUUAGCUCAGAGCUAGCACCUGGUACCUUAUCUAAGAUUGCUAACGAUUCCCUGUAGCAGUUAGAUGCCUUGCCAAGGAUCAAUUAUGCCUAUGCUGUGUGAUGCUGAGAAAGUGCUUCGUUUAACCAAAUGCUCUGAGAUCAUGCUCUGUAGCAAUUAAUUACUCACUGCUGUGUCUGUAAACAAGUAUCCUAUAUAACCUUUGCUGGUAGCCCAGUUCGGGGUUCAGACUGGUCAGCGUUUGUGCAGUCUGUUCCAUGUUUUGGAUACACGUGUAUGCUGAAAGUUACUCAA
Molecule: messenger RNA, 4349 nt
Organism: Rhineura floridana
Lineage: Eukaryota; Metazoa; Chordata; Lepidosauria; Squamata; Rhineuridae
Product: zinc finger protein 665-like
Exons: 7
Coding region: 410-2923 (837 amino acids)
Biological process (GO): regulation of DNA-templated transcription
Source: RefSeq, a predicted model, not a curated record